CACAAAUGGGCUUUAAAUGCGUUCAGCAGGCAGUGAAACUAGGCUGCAACACUCAGCUUUAAGGUGGGAAAAGAUGACCCGAAAACCAGUAAAGCAAGCGGCAACAGACGCUGCGUGUCAUAAGCGGAGCUGUCCUCACAUUAUCACGCACGACGUUAAGAGUUCCCUCGCUUACACCGUGAAAACGCCCCUCUACAUCCCUCCUAGCCCUUCCCCAACCGUAAGCCAUCCCUACCGGCUUGUGCCUGUCUACUGUCCCAGCCUGCAGGGCUACAUCUCCCGCGGCAGAGAGAAGGCGCUCCGGGGCGGUGGCGGCGUCCGCCUUCCAGUUUCCUGCAAUCUCAAUGAUCAGAAUCUGGACUGAAGCUUGACACCAGGACCUGACAGGACAGGACUGCAAUCCAUUUCAAUGACAACAGAGAAGGCUUUGGCUGGGGAAAUGAAGAGCGCAAUGGAGGGGGACGCCAGGAGAACCAAUCAGGUUCCAGAGGACCACGGGGAAGAUGAUAGCUCAGAGAAGACCCCCAGCAAAGCCUCCAAAUCCCCCCAGAAAACCACCAAGCGGCCCAAGACCAUCCCUGUCAAAGUCACUCUACUCGACGGCUCAGACUAUGAGGCUGCAGUAGAGAAAUUUGCCAAGGGCCAGACCCUGCUGGACAUGGUGUGUGGCCAUCUGAACCUGCUGGAGAGGGACUACUUUGGCCUGACUUUCCAGGACACGGACAACUCCAAGAAUUGGUUGGAUCCCUCCAAAGAGAUUAAGAAACAAAUCCGGGUUGGCUCCUGGAUCUUCGGAUUUUCCGUCAAGUUCUACCCUCCAGACCCAUCUGUGCUCAUUGAAGACAUCACUAGGUACUACCUGUGCCUGCAGCUGAGGGACGACAUCCUGUCCGGUCGUCUACCCUGCUCGUUUGUCACCCAUGCCCUUCUGGGCUCGUACACUGUCCAAGCUGAACUUGGAGACUAUGACCCCGAGGAACACGGCCCUGACUAUGUCAACGACUUCCACUUUGCACCGAACCAGACACGGGAGCUGGAAGAGAGAGUGAUGGAGCUGCACCAUAACUAUAGGGGAAUGAGUCCAGCAGAGGCAGAGGUGAACUUUCUAGAAAAUGCCAAGAAGCUUUCAAUGUAUGGGGUCGACCUGCAUCAUGCUAAGGAUUCAGAAGGAAUUGACAUAAUGCUUGGUGUGAGCGCCAAUGGUUUGCUCAUCUACCGAGACCGCCUAAGGAUCAAUCGAUUCGCCUGGCCAAAAAUCCUCAAGAUCUCCUAUAAGAGAAGCAACUUCUAUAUCAAGAUCCGCCCAGGAGAGUAUGAACAGUUUGAAAGCACCAUAGGCUUUAAGCUGCCCAACCAUCGGGCCUCGAAGCGACUGUGGAAGGUCUGCAUUGAGCACCACACCUUCUUCAGGUUGGUUUCCCCAGAGCCGCCACCCAAAGGCUUCCUGGUGAUUGGCUCCAAGUUCCGCUACAGCGGUCGGACCCAAGCCCAGACCAGACAGGCCAGUGCUUUGAUUGACAGGCCUGCUCCACAGUUUGAGAGGUCUGUUAGCAAGAGGUACAUGCUGCCCCGAAGCAUUGAUGGAGCCUCAGCUCUAGGUGACAGUAUGGACCAGUUGUCCCAGCGGAGCUCCAGUGAACGCACGCAGUUCAUGUCCAGAGAAGACCUCGAUCAAGAGGGAAGCCUGGACCUGGAUCAUGAACACUACCAAUAUCAGGACCAGGAUCAGUCCACAGAUCAGGAACUCGAGCAGCAUGAACUUCAGGACCAAGAUCAGGUUCAGAAGCAUACUCAGGGUGCCAGCAUCUCAACGGCCACCAAGACUUUGGAGCUUAAGGGUGAGGAGGCAGGCUCACCAUCAGACUCAAAACCAGAGGAUCAGGCCACCCCUCGGCCCAAACAGGAGCAGUUCUUGGAUAAGCCAGAAGAUGUUCUACAAAAGCAUCAGGCCAGCAUCAAUGAGCUGAAGAGAGCUUUGAGGCAACCUAACAGCAAGAUGGGCCAGAGGGAGAAACGCCUCUCGUCAGCUACUCCUCCUGGAGGAACUCCUGAGCGGAAACCAGCAACCAGUGAUGCCAGAUUGAUUGACAAGCAGGAUGCUUAUGAAGGAGGGCUGGAUACUUACUCUAAAAUGGAAAAGAGUAAGACCUCUUCUGUGGGUAGAGACACAUUCGUUGUGACACCUUGGACUGAAACAAAUAUGAACAAUUGUCAAACACCCAGGGACUCUUUGAAAACUAGACCUGGAACAUCACUGAAACAGGCGACAGACCUGAACGCUAUGGAUGAAAGAGUAGCGACUAACGGGCAUCAUGAUUCUGUAUUAGCAAGAAAUUUUGUUCAAGAAAACGGAUAUGGAUCUCCACCUGACAAACAGAGGGAUGCAAUGAUCACCAGAGAUAUGAGGCAUUGUCAUCGAGAGAGACCAAAGGCGUCUGAAGCUCCGUUGGCUAUGGAUUCUCUCCCAAAGGGCAACGGGUCUGGAAUUGAGAGUGACACCAGGCAUUGUGACACUUGGAAAAUAAAAGACCCAAAGCCCAUGGGAGCAAAAGAUUGCAACAAAACAGGGAACUCACACUCCGAAGUCACAAAAAUAGUCCCUCUCAAGCCACAGAGAUCAAAGAAGUCUUUGAAUAAAGAGAACAAAGGUGCUGUAAACCCUCAAACUCAAAGCCAGUCUGAUGGAGACAUCUUUGUUGUGACUGAGGAUGUACAUGUGACAAAAUCAAAGGACAGAUCCUGUGAGGCAGGAUUUAAAGAUGAUGGUAAUACUGUACUGCAAUCUGCAACAGAUGUUGUCAAGGAAAACACAGAGGCCACCAAAUACCACAGCGAGGGUACAAUGUCAUAUCAGCAGCAAACUGUACUACAUCAGCAGAUUAAGAAGGAGUUGUUUGGACAACAGGAGCUCAGAGAGUGCAGAGGUACAGGACAAAGUCAGUGGACAAGAGGAGGCAUGCUACAUGACGAUCAUUUUCAAAACAGCUCAGAGUUUAAAGAGAAUGUGUUCUCUAGCUCCAAAUUUCCCAUAGUUCCCCCUCGAACUCUUCCUCUGAAAACGCAGUGGUCCCGAGACAGGCAGACCAACAUGGAUAACAGCCACAUCCACUACAGGACAGCCGGCCAAGAAGCAGCCAAGAGGAAGCAAGCGGAGACACCUCCCACACCUGCUAUUCACGAGGAGCCCCUCAACGAAGCUUCACGGGAACCAUGGGAGAAACGUCUGGGCUCCGUCUCAGAGGACGACCAGGACCAUGAGAUCCUGUACCUUAAGGAAACCCAUCUGGGCAUUGAGCGCAAAUGUUCAAGCAUCACAGUCAGCUCUACAUCCAGCUUGGAGGCUGAAGUGGAUUUCACCGUCCUCACUGACCUGCACACAGGCAUGGAGGAGUUCUCCAGGGGCAUGUCAGAGCUGGGAGACAGGGAUCUGUCACCUGAUGGUGGUCUGUGCUUUGGCAUUGACUUGCUCCAGCAGCAGCAAGGCCCCCCUGAACCUCCUCCUCCAUUAGUGUCAGCUCCUCUGUCCAGAGGAGCCAGCAGCAGCCCUCCAGCCAAACAUAUCCAGACCGAAGACGUCCGACCUGAGAUCAAACGGCCCGACGUGCAGCCUGUAGUCCCCAAAAAACCAAAGAGGUCAGUGCCGGUGUCGUCGUCGGUGGACAGAGAGCAGUCGCACAGAGAGGCCAGUCGUGUCCCUGCCAUCGCACCACUGAGCAGGGAGGCCAGUGAUGUCAUGCCCACGCCAACAGUGAGGAAGACGGACGUCAGGACGGAGACCCAGCCCAACGGGUCAGAGGUUACCACCACCAUUGUGGAGUUCACAGAUCAGGAUCACGGUAUCACAGGCUUAAGUGAGGUUUCAUACUCUACGAGACAGAACAAAUCUCCUGUUCACGUGAGCAGUCUUGGAAGAGAGGCAUCGGCUUCACCCAUCCUUGUCACUGAAAACGUUACCUCGGCAACCACUCAUGUCACCAAGACAGUGAAAGGAGGAUAUUCAGAGACCAGGAUCGAGAAGAGGAUCAUAAUCACAGGAGACGACGAUGUGGACCAGGAGCAGGCUCUGGCUAUUGCAAUACAGGAAGCCAAACAGCAGCAUCCCGACAUGCAGGUGACCAAGGCAGUUGUUGUCAGGGAAACAGAAUCGACCACUGAGGAUCGACACGGUGCAUCAGAGUCUUGAUUUCCUGAGACGAGAGUGCCCCCCUUUGGACCGCAAGUGUCAGUACCUGAAAUUGCCCCCCACCAUCCUGCACAGACUACUGCCAGUGGCACUAAAAAGGAGCUUCAUGUACACAUUCACGCACACACAAAGCUGAAACAAGACUCCUUUUGAAUUUUUUUUUAUUUUCAUCCAAACAUUCAUGUCCAGCAAGUACUUCGUCAGACAUGCAGCAAAAAAGACAAAAAAAAAAAGAGUAAACCUCAUUCAUGGUCCUUGAUCGGUCAUCAAUAUGCCACCAGAAAUCCAAACUUUGAGAACAAUUAAAGAGAUUAUCCAACUAAGCUCCCUCAGGGCAUCUUUAGCCAAACCACUUGCUUAAGUAUUCCUCAAAGGUCAAAAAGAAUUAGUGCACAAGAAGUUUUUUUUUUUUUUUUU
Messenger RNA from Scatophagus argus, 4600 nucleotides. RefSeq names its product band 4.1-like protein 1. Bases 410 to 4183 code for a protein of 1257 amino acids. The transcript is spliced from 24 exons. Gene Ontology annotation, molecular function: structural molecule activity; actin binding. Gene Ontology annotation, cellular component: cytoskeleton; plasma membrane. Gene Ontology annotation, biological process: cortical actin cytoskeleton organization. The record is from RefSeq and is a predicted model, not a curated record. Lineage: Eukaryota; Metazoa; Chordata; Actinopteri; Scatophagidae.